AGGUCACGCCUACUUCAGGAAAAUCACGUGACUGCAACGGGACAAUGGCAAAUGGUUGUCCCGUCGGGACAACUAUUAGCCAUUGUCCCAUCAACGUUGUCUCAACUGUUCACACGGGGACAAUAGAGGGACAACAGUAGAGAGACAACGAUUGCGCGCAAUAAAAAGACUCGUGUGAACCCACCGUACUUGAAUUUACAAAUAUUAUGACAGGAACUAUGAAGCUUUGUUUUAGAUAAAAAAAAAAAGAUUGAAUGAGUUUAAUGGAAUAGAGACUAAAUAUAAAUAUUUGUCAAGCAUCAUCUUGAAUACAUUUCUUUCUUUCUUUUUUUUUAUAAAUAUUUUUAAAUAGUGCGUGCUCUGGCAUCAAUAUCAUUUUGAUACUUCCUCUUACUCCCCCCCCCGUCUGUAAAAUUCAAAUUGGUUACCGAUGUGCUGCAUUGAUGAUGGAUUUCAACUCGCCAGCUUCAUUGGUGUUCUAUUCUUCAGUGAAAAUUGCAGCAACUCUUUUCUGUCGUCAAGAUUUGUUCUAUUUGGAACAGAAGCAGUUGCAUCUUGUAGGAUGGGUUCAAGUCCAAGAUAGUGUUGCACAGCUGGUACAAUCUUUGCAGUUGCCUAAAAAUAUUGAAGAAAAUGUUCAGGAACUAAUUCAACCCAUAGGCGAUCAGAUUAGAAGGUGGCUAUCAAAACGCUCAUUCGUUUCCAGAGGCAAAGUUGAUUUGUAUAACAAAUUUAGUUGGACAUCUCAUGGUAUGAUUGAUUAUCGAAAAACAGCUGAAAAUUUAAUUGAAAGCAAGCAGCUUGAUUUAUGUAUAGAAUUCACUCUGGCACAUUUAGAUGCUGUUGAUGAUUAUGCACUUUAUGUAUAUCAAGAUCCUCUAAAAUUGGCCCAAGUAGUAUUAGAAGAUAACUCAAUUCCAGUACGUGGAACAGAUAGCAAGGCUAAGUAUGAAUGCUGUCUUAUGAUGAAACAUCUUAUAAUAAAACGCUUUGAGGAGGACCCUACAUUAUUAAACAGUCCUUCUGCCUUAGAACCCAAUUUUUAUGAGUCUGCAGUUAAUACGACUGCAAGCAAUGGAAAUACAGCUUUGACUCGAUAUUUUAUAGCCAAAAUUGAACCUCAUAUAAAGGCUUCCCUUGUAAGGAAUCAAGUUCUCAAAAUCUUAAAAACUAAUAAUCGUUUUGUGAAUCUUGAUACUCUUUUAUUUUUACUUUCUCAGAUGGAUACUCGCCAAAUUAGUGAACUUUUCAUUGAGAAUACUGAGCAUGUUUUGCUUCGAUUUUUGGAAUGGCCUCUGCAGAGACAUUUCAUGAAGUUAGCUAGCAAACUGUGGAAUGCUAUGUCACCAGCAACUUUCAUUUCAGUAUUACAAGCCAUUGUACAACACAUUAUACAACAUUGCUCAGUGUCAAUCAAUCCUUUUGGUUACAAAGACAUUUUCAGAGAUUUCUGGCUUAGUAGCCCUGCUGAGUAUAGAAGAAUCUGUGUGAAUGAAUUGAUUAUUCCAAUUAUGUCUAAUCUGUUCUGUUCACAUGGUUAUUUCAGUACAGUGUUACAUUUAUUUGGGAAUGAAAGUUAUCAUGAAAAAUUGGAAAUGCUAUUCUUUUCUAAUGCAGAUGCAGUUCUUGAAAUUUUAUCAAAUGAAAACAAAGCUAAGGCUUUUGAAUCCAUUGUACAAAGAUAUUUUUCACCUGAUGACAUUCCAUUUGACUUUGGAGAAAAAUAUAAUAUAUUUACUCAAAAAUAUUUAGAGUGUUAUUAUGGUGAAAUUGAUAUAGCUGAUUAAUGGCAUAUGUCUGCAUCGAGAUAUUUUAAAUAUUUUUGAAAUGAUUGAACUAUAAUCUUGAGUGUUUGUAAAUAGAUUUUGUUAA
Molecule: messenger RNA, 1872 nt
Organism: Argiope bruennichi
Lineage: Eukaryota; Metazoa; Arthropoda; Arachnida; Araneae; Araneidae
Exons: 2
Coding region: 444-1787 (447 amino acids)
Source: RefSeq, a predicted model, not a curated record